Messenger RNA from Saxophila tyrrhenica, 6366 nucleotides. RefSeq names its product Protein mlp1 (gene MLP1). The transcript has a single exon. The record is from RefSeq and is a predicted model, not a curated record. Gene Ontology annotation, cellular component: nuclear pore. Gene Ontology annotation, biological process: mRNA export from nucleus; protein import into nucleus. NCBI's taxonomy places the organism in Eukaryota, Fungi, Ascomycota, Dothideomycetes, Mycosphaerellales, Extremaceae. Bases 1 to 6366 code for a protein of 2121 amino acids. Gene Ontology annotation, molecular function: structural constituent of nuclear pore.
AUGCGCACCCGCGCAACGGCCCAUUCUGAGGCCUUGGACGUGGCGUAUCUCUCCAAUACCUACGACAUCCCCGAGGCCGAUCUACAGACAUUGAUUGAUGCCCCGACUACAGAACUCAUACACGACUUUCUGCUGUCACUCACCGACAAGGGCAAGGAGAAUGACGCCCUCAAAGCGGAUAAACUGAAGGCCGAUGUCGAGCUAGAGAACACCUCGCGGACCGCCGAGACGAAGCUCAAGGCGCAGAAGGCUCAGGUGACGAAGCACGCGAAGGAAGUUGAGGAGCUUCGGACCAAGCUCAACGAAGCUGAAAGCGCACGUGAGACGCUGUCAAGUGAGCUCGAGCAACUCCGCUCGUCUUCAUCCGGCUCAACGGCGGAGACCCAAACGCUGAGACAAAGGAUUGAGACGCUCGAGGCUUCAAAUCGCGAUGCAUUGGCAUUAGUGGAGAGCAAAUCGACCGAGAAGGACCGCGUGGCCACCGAGCUUGGGGAGCAGCAUGGCAAGCUGCUUGCCCUCCGCCGUGAGAUCUCUCAACUCGAGGAGCGCAGCCAGUCCCUCGAAAACGCCGCAUCAUCACAGAAGUUCAAAGAGCAGUCUUUGCAGCAGGAAAUCGAUUUGAUCAAGAAGAACAGUGAGUAUUACGCAGGUGAACUCCAGAAAAACAACGAAAGCCAGGCGCAGUACCGCAAGGAGCGCAAUGCACUCGUAGCGAAUUUGCAGCGUGAGCUGGAGGAUAGCACGGCGACCGUGGACACCCUCAAGCGCUCGGAGACGACGUUGCGGCAGAGACUGGACGAGGUGCAGGGCAAGGCAGACGAGGCUUUCGCGAGGAUCGCUGCUCUGGAGGAGGAGGCCGCCCGGAAGGAGCAAGGAUGGAAAGCAGAACUUGAUGGCAGCAAGAGACUGGGAGAGCUCCAGGCUCAGAAUGCCGCCACACACCGGGCUCGUUUGCAGGAGGUCCAAGGCCAGGUUGAUAGGAUCAAGGAGGAGGCAGCCGAGGAGAUCGGUAGGCUGCAGGCUGACAUUGAGACUGAGAGGAAUGACAAAGAGCAAGCCGAAACCAAGCUUGCUGAUCUCGAACUACAAGUGCAACGGCUGGAGCAGCAACCGCGAGCAUCAAGGCCGGGUACUCCGAUGAGGAAUGGUUCAGGCGACCCUGCAACACCUGGUCGUGUUGGGUCACCGUUCGCCCUGUCAACAUCCGCUCGCAAGUUUGGCAACAAGAUGCCUUUCUCCAACACCGAGUACUGGACCAAAUACAACGAGCUUCAGCAGGAGCUUGAAGCGGAGCGUCGCCGGACACAGAAGCUUUCCACCGCUGUCGAUGACAUGGUCACCGAGCUGGAAAAUCGCGCUCCGGAGUACAUCGAGAUGCGGAAAUCGCACGAUGAACUCGAGCAACAGGUUUUGGACUUCUCGCAGCUACUCGAGGAGGCACACGGCAACCGCGAUAACGCCGCGAAGGAGGCCGAGCGAUACCAGAGCGAAGCGGAGGCCAGGCUACGUGAAGGCGAGAUUCUGCGCCAGCAGCUCCGCGAUCUCUCUGCGCAAGUCAAGAUUUUGACGGUGGAGGUUCAAUGCCGAGAGCAGGGCUUGGAUGGCAUGUCCGCGGAUGAGAGAUAUCGCAUGGAGCUUAUGGCAAGGGGCGAGAUGGACGACUUUCAAGCAGAGAACGAGUCGUUCACCAACCAGAUCAUUUCUCAGAAACUGGUCAUCUUCCGGGACGUCAAGCAACUGCAGGAGAAGAACCAGCAGAUGCGCCAGAUGUUGCGGGAGUUUGGGGAGAAGAUGGAAGGUGAAGAAGCUCGCAAGAAGGACGCCGAAUCGCAAGCAAACGUGCUGGAGAUCGAGGAGCUCAGACAGCAGAUUGCGAGGUACAAGGACGAAAUCCAGGCGACUUCGACCCAGAUUGACAGUUACGUUAAGGAGCGCGAUAUGUUCCGGCGAAUGCUACAACGACGCGGCGAUGUACCACCUGGUACCGAUCUCCAGUCAGCGUUCGGCCAAAGCAUAUCGCCUGCCACACCCCAGCGCAACGUUGCUGACGGUGUCCCGCAAACACCACGAUCACGGGAUGCUGAAGAUCUCAAUAAGAUUCUGAAGGAGCAGCAGACUUUCUUCGACCAGUACCGGAACGAGUCUUCGGAAGACCGCAAGAUGCUCAAGGAUCAGGUCGACGCUCUUGGCCGUGAAAAGAGUAAUCUGCAUGCUGAGCUGGCGCACUGGAAGUCGCAGAAGACGCUUGCCGACGAGCGGUUGCAGAUGCUACAAGCGAAUUACAACAGCUUACGUGGCGAGGGUCAAGAGCUUCAGAAGCGAUCGCAGCAGAUGGCUGAGAAUGCCGCCAAGCAGGAUCUCCGGACACAGCAGGUGGCAGAGGAGCUUGUCGAGGCACGCUCAAUGUCAGAGUCGUUGCGUAACGAGAACGCAAAUGUGAAGGCGGAGAAGGAGUUGUGGAAGCGCAUUGAAGCUCGCUUGACGGAGGACAACAAGAGUCUGAUGGACGAGCGAAGCAGGCUGAAUAAGCUUGUCACCGACCUACAGAAUCUUCAGAACGAGCGUGAGCUUUCUGACUCCGAGUCUAGACGGCGACUGCAGGGUCGUGUGGAGAGCCUGGAGAGCGAGCUCAGCGAGGCGAAGAAGAAGCUUGACCAGGAAGUCGAGGAUGCCCGGCAGGCGACGCUGAGGCGCGAGUACCAGGAUGGCCAGUCUCGCACUCGCAUCGACGACCUCGUCAAGUCGCUGGGUAAUGUGCGAGAAGAGCUUGUCGCCACCAAAACGACAAGAGAUCAGCUCCAGACUCGCGUGGAUGAGAUGAAGAUCGAGCUUCGCUCUGCAGAAGAGAGAGCUGCAGCGCUUCAGCCUCGUCCGACACCUCGCACUGAACCACAGCAGAAUGGACAGCAGGAGGAUGACGAGGAGCUCUCGGCUGAGCAGCGCCUUGCCCUUGAGGUCUCCGAUCUGCGCCGUGAUCUUGAGCUGGUCAAGAAUGAGCUCGAAGCUGCGAAGCAACAAGCCGAGCAGUACAAGACAAUUUCCCAGGCAACAGAGGAGGAAUUGGCAAGCUUCAACGAGACGAGCGAGCAGUUCAAGGAGGAAAUGGAUCGCCAAAUCGCCGAGAAGGACGAGCGUGCUACGCAAUUGCAGCAGCGCGUUGACGAUCUGAUGACGGAGCUGAGCACGACGAACAACGAGUUGUCCGAACUCAGGUCCAAGUCGGAGGAUUCUGAUCGCGUGCUCAAUGAGCAGAAGUCGAACUUCGAGGCUGAGAUCUCUCGACUCACCAACGAUGCCGAGCGCCAUGGGGAGGAGAAGAAGCUCUACCAGGAGGACCUUAAAGCGCAAGCGGAGAUUGCACAGCAAGCGCAGCAGUCCUACGACGAUGAACUCGUCAAACAUGCGGAGGCUGCGAAGAACCUCAAGAUCGUGCGCGACGAGCACAACGCUCUGCGCACGGAAGUCGCUGGUAUCAGGGCUGAAGCCGAGGCUGCGAAGGCCAGUCUGGAGCGUGGAGAGGAGAGCUGGGCUGAGCAGCGCGAGCAAUUCGAAGGUGAGCUUGCUGAGGCUAAGCGGAGGCGCCUGGAUGUCGAUGAGCAGAAUCGUCUACUGCACCAGCAGAUGGACUCAUUCUCGUCGGAGCUUGCUGCACUCCGAUCUGGGCGUGCAGCACAAGGUGGCGAUGGCGAGGAGCGUGCUGCUACGCCUUCUGGUGACGGAAGCAUGCAGGAAGUCGUCAAGUACUUGCGCCGCGAGAAGGAGAUCGUUGACGUGCAGUAUGAGCUCUCGAUGCAGGAGUCGAAGAGACUACAGCAACAGCUCGACUACGCCAACACGCAGCUCGAAGACGCACGACAGAAGCUCGCGGAAGAGCGCCGCCAGUCUUCCGAGAAGACUGCUAACGAAGGCAGCACGACCAAACUCAUGCAGACGAUUAACGAGCUCAACCUCUUCCGCGAGAGCUCAACCACACUCCGCAACGAGGCUCGCCAGGCCCGCGAGAAGCUCGACGAGAAGAGCAAGGAAGUUGAGCGUCUUGUUGCCGAGCUCGACCCACUCAAAGGCCGUGUCGGCGAGUUGGAAGGCGAACUCGAGAGCAAGGAGGGCGAGCGCAAGCUUCUCCAAGACGAUCGCGACCACUGGCGCGAGCGGACGCAGAACAUCAUCUCCAAGUACGACCGCGUCGACCCUGCCGAGCUGGAGGAUCUGAAGCAAAAGCUCGCCACUCUAGAAGCUGAGAAAGAGCGAUUAGAGACCGAGCAGGCGCCACUUCGCGAGCAGGCUGAAGGGGUGGAGGCGAAGGUCUCGGAGGCUGUGGAGGAGAAGUCGAAGGCGUUGCGGGAGACGCUUGAGAAGUUCAAAGUUCAGGCCAAAGAGCAGAAUCGGAAGCAGAACGCCAGGAUCAAGGAUGCCGAGACGGCUACUGAGACUGCGAAUGGUGAGAAGGCGAAGAUAGCUGAGGAGAUCGAGGGGGUGAAGCAGGAGUUGGAGGAGGCGAGGACGAAGUUGCAGGAGGCGGAGAGCAAGGCAGCUGGCUCACAGGGUGGUGAUGUUCCGACUGCCCAAGGCGAUCAACAGGCGCUAGAAGCACGGGCUACCCAGGCAGAGGCGAAUGCGACCGAGCAGACCAACCGCGCGGACGCUCUCAACAGCGAAGUCCAGACGCUCAAGACUAAGGUGACUGAGUUGGAGACGCAGGUCUCGACGCUUCAAGAGCAGCUGGACAAUGCUCUCCAAGGUGAAGAGGGCGAAAUCAACCAGGACACCGAGACGCUUGAUAAGCUUCGACAGGACCUCGCAACGGCACAACAAGAAGUCGAGGCUCUUCGGACAAACGCGAGCAACACCGCCCCUUCUACUACCACAGAUGCUCAGCCAGCCGAAGGCGAAAAGAGCGUCGCCGACCAAGUCGCCGAGCAGGUUGCGCAGCUGCGCACAGAACUAGAGCAGCAGCAUGAGCUGGCGAAGAAGCAGCUCGAAGAGGAGCGCGACCGCCGCGUCGAAAGCAUGAAGACCAACCUCUCGAAACAGCUGAAGGAGGGCAAGGAGAAGAUCCGCGAAGAAGUGCGGGCGGAGAUGGUCCAGACACAUUCGGAAGAGCUGCAGAAGCUGCGUGAUGAGCAUGAAGCGGCGGUUCAGAAGCUGGAGGCUGACCAUCAAGCUGAGGUCGAGAGGUUGAAGAAGGAGGGUGGUGCUGCUCUCGCGAAGGCGGAGGGUGAGGGAUCUGAUGCUAAGCCAGACACCGCUACCGCUGCCGCGGCGGAGGAGUUGCCGACGGAAGAGCAGGUCUUGCAACUCAUGAAGACGAACCAGCGGGUCAAGGGCAUUUUCAACUCCAACAUCAACAAGCGUGUGGCGAGCGAGACUGAGAGGCUCAAGGCUGCGGUUACGGAGAAGGAGGAGGAGAUUGCGAAACUUCAGGAGGAGCGAGGCGCUACUACUGCUACUAACACUGGCGGCGAGGAAGUUGAUGAGCUGAAAAAAAAGAUUGCGGAUGCUGAGGAGGAAAUCGCUGAGCUCAAGAAGAAGCUCACCACUGCCGAGCAGGAAGUGAAGAAGUCAAAAGUGCAGAUCAGUCAGCUCGGUAUGGCUCAGGCGAAGAUCCAGGCUGUCAAGAAGGCUGUGGCCGAGACGCCAGACAAGGGCGUUAAAGAGGUGUGGGAUGUCGCGGACAAAGCCAAGCCUGCACCUAAGCCCGCGGCGGCUCCAACGACUGCAUCACCGGCACAGAAGCCCGUCGUGCCACCUUCGCCGACCACGCAGGCGCCCACGCCGCAGAACCAGGUCGCUUCGCCAGCCGCUGCGACCGCGCCAGCGCAGGAGCAGACGGAGGAGCAGAAGAUUAUUGAACGGCAGAAGAGAUUCGGAACUGGACCUGCUACGACGUCGACACCUUCAUCUUUCGGCCAGCCUUCGACAGCGAGCACCUUCGGUCAGCCUAGCCAUGCAGGUGGUGCGUUGAGCCAGCCAGCCCGUAGGAUGAGCAUGUCGGCUCAGCCUGGCUCGAAUCCGAACGCUCAGUCUUUCACACCCAACGUCGGCACCGGGCCAGCUGCCCUGCGCGGUGCUCUCAGCGGUGCUCGCGGCGGCAGUGGCGGCAUCCCUCGCGCCCCAUCGCGUGGCGGCGGUGGAACGGGUCUGCAAAUCCAAGGCGCAGCAACCUCCCAGCCAGGCGCUGGUCGCGGAGCCCCACAAUCAGGUAUCCCCACCACACGAGGAUCCGGCGUGCCACGCGGCGGCGCCGGACGUGGUAGUGUCUUGCCUAGGGGUGGAGCAGCGAACGCAGGGCAAAAGAGGCCACAUGAUGGCGGAGACGGAGGGGAUGGUGGGAAGAGGAUGCGCGGCGGUGGAUCUUCGGGCUCGUAG